This is a messenger RNA of Taeniopygia guttata (zebra finch), 3171 nucleotides long. The record is from RefSeq and is a predicted model, not a curated record. Lineage: Eukaryota; Metazoa; Chordata; Aves; Passeriformes; Estrildidae.
GGUCCCCGGGACCCCCCCGGGACCCCCCGAGCCCCACCGGGACCCCUCGGGGGCGGGGCCGGGCCCGGCCGCUCGGGCUCUUUGUGUCGGCGAGCGGCGGGCGAGGGGCCGGGCCCGGCCGGGGGGGCCGCGGGAGGGACCCCCAGCUCCACGUCUGGGGCAGGAUGGAGCCGCCCCCUCCCCGGCCGCGCUGCAGACCCCCGGAGGGGGACGCGGGGGUGGCGGGGGGCUGCCCGCUCCGCCCGGCCCCCGGUGCUCCGGGCGGUGCCGGUACCGAGCUGCGGCGGCUCCGGUUCCGGCAGUUCCGCUACCAGGAGGCGGCGGGGCCGCGGGACGUGUGGCGGAGGCUGCGGGAGCUGUCGCGGCGCUGGCUGCGGCCCGAGGAGCGCAGCAAGGAGCAGAUCAUGGAGCUGCUGGUGCUCGAGCAGUUCCUCAGCAUCCUGCCCGAGGAGAUCCAGAGCUGGGUGUGGGUGCGGCACCCCGAGUCCUGCGCGCAGGCCGUGGCCUUGGCCGAGAGCUUCCAGCUGGGACGAGGCGAUCCCGACGGGAUUUGGGAGCAGCAGGUGACCGUGCGGGUGAAGGUGGAGGAUGUGGCCCCCGGGGAUGUGGAGGACCCCGGAGCUUUGGGGGUCCCCCCGAGCCCCCCAUCGGAGUCCCCCCGGGAGGAGGCGGCCGAGGAGGAGGAGGAGCCACGGGAAGGAGAUCCCACCACGGUCCCGGAGCCGCCUGUUCCCCAUCCCCACGACACGCGGCGAGGAUCCCCCCGGCGCCAAACCCGGCGAGACCCCGGUGGUGGCAUCGCGCCGGACACCGCGAGCGCGGCCGGACCACCGGCACGACCGUUCCCCUGCGGCCAAUGCGGCAAAACCUUCGUCCGCCUGACCCACCUGAAGAGCCACGAGCGGACGCACACGGGGGCGAAGCCGUACGGCUGCGGCGCCUGCGGCAAACGCUUCGGCCACCUGUCCACGCUGACCACGCACCGGCGGCUGCACACCGGCGAGCGGCCCUACGGCUGCGGCCACUGCGGCAAGAGCUUCACCAACCCCUCGGACCUCACCAAGCACCGGCGGUCGCACACGGGCGAGCGGCCGUACCCGUGCCCGGCAUGCGGCAAACGCUUCAGCCAACGGUCCAACCUGGCCAUGCACCGGCGCAGCCACACGCAGGAGCGGCCGUUCCCCUGCGGCGCCUGCGGCAAGAGCUUCAGGUACCUGGCGGACCUGAGGGUGCACGAGCGCUCGCACACGGGCGAACGGCCCUUCCCCUGCGCCCGCUGCGGCAAGAGCUUCAGCAACAAGUCCUCGCUGGCGCGGCACGCCCGCAUCCACGCCCGCGCGGCCAACUGGGACAAGUAAUGGUGACCGGGGGUGGUGGAGCACCCUGAGGGUGGCCCACGGGGUGGUGGCUCGGCGGGGCUGGAGAUGGAGUGAGGUGGUGGGGCCAGGACGGUGCUGAGGUGGGGCAAACAUGGAUGACGAUGGACGUGAGCUGAUGUGUGACUCCAUAAUCCCAAUGCCUGCUCCAGGAGAUCCAACAUGGGUGGUGGAACAUCCCCCAUCACUGGAGGCUCCAUGGUCCCAUUCCCUGCUCCUGGAGAUCCCAUGUGGGUGGUGGGAUGUCCCUCAUGACCUGGUGGCUCCAUGAUCCCAUUCAGAGUUCCAGAAGGGGUGUUGGGACAUCUCCCAUGUCCUGGUGGCUCCAUGAUCCCAUUCCCUGCUCCAGGAGAUCCCACGUGGGUGGUGGAACAUCCCCCAUCACUGGUGGCUCCAUGAUCCCACUCACAGAGUUCCAGAAGGGGUGUUGGGACAUCCCCCAUGACCUGGUGGCUCCAUGAUCCCAUUCCCUGCUCCCCAAGAUCCCACGUGGGUGGUGGGAUGUCCCCCAUGACCUGCUGGCUCCAUGAUGCCAUUCACAGAGUUCCAGAAGGGGUGUUGGGACAUCCCCCAUGUCCUGAUGGCUCCAUGGUCCCAUUCCCUGCUCCUGGAGAUCCCAUGUGGGUGUUGGGACAUCCCCCAUGUCCUGGUGGCUCCAUGAUCCCAUUCCCUGCUCCCCGAGAUCCCACAUGGGUGGUGGGAUGUCCCCCAUGACCUGGUGGCUCCAUGAUCCUGUUCCCUGCUCCCAUGGGUGGGAUUGAUGUCCCCCUGGAGCUGGUGGCCCCAGGACUGUCCAGAGGUGGAUCAAACAUGGAUGUGGGUGGACGUGAGCUGAUGUUUGACUCCACAAUCCCGAUCCCUGCUCCAGGAGAUCCGACAUGGGUGGUGGGAUGUCCCCCAUGACCUGCUGGCUCCAUGAUCCCACUCCCUGACCCCCGAGAUCCCACAGGGCUGGUGGGACCAUGACUGACGGGCCCCAUGAACUGGUGGCUCCAGGUCUUGGCUCUCUGCUCCUGGAGAUGGGAGCGAGGUGGUGGGGCCAGGACGGUGCUGAGGUGGAUCAAACAUGGAUGAGGAUGGACGUGAGCUGAUGUUUGACUCCAUAAUCCCGAUCCCUGCUCCAGGAGAUCCGACAUGGGUGGUGGGAUGUCCCCCAUGACCUGGUGGCUCCAUGAUCCCAUUCACAGAGUUCCAGAAGGGGUGUUGGGACAUCUCCCAUGACCUGGUGGCUCCAUGAUCCCACUCCCUGCUCCAGGAGAUCCGACAUGGGUGAUGGGAUGUCCCCCAUGACCUGGUGGCUCCAUGAUCCCAUUCCCUGCUCCUGGAGAUCCCAUGUGGGUGGUGGAACAUCCCCCAUGACCUGGUGGCUCCAUGAUCCCACUCACAGAGUUCCAGAAGGGGUGUUGGGACAUCCCCCAUGUCCUGGUGGCUCCGUGAUCCCAUUACCUGAUCCCCCGAGAUCCCACAGGGCUGGUGGGACCAUGACUGAUGGGCCCCAUGAGCCUGGUGGCUCCAGGUCUUGGCUCUCUGCUCCCGGAGAUGGGAGCGAGGUGGUGGGGCCAGGACGGUGCUGAGGUGGGGCAAACAUGGAUGAGGAUGGACGUGAGCUGAUGUUUGAUGUCCCCCAUGACCUGGUGGCUCCAUGGUCCCAUUCACAGAGUUCCAGAAGGGGUGUUGGGACAUCCCCCAUGUCCUGGUGGCUCCAGGUCUUGGCUCUCUGCUCCUGGAGAUGGAGCGAGGUGGUGGGGACAGGACGGUGCUGAGGUGGGGCAAACAUGGAUGAGGAUGGACGUGA